Molecule: messenger RNA, 555 nt
Organism: Closterium sp. Yama58-4
Lineage: Eukaryota; Viridiplantae; Streptophyta; Zygnematophyceae; Desmidiales; Closteriaceae
Source: the annotation of a GenBank genome assembly
AUGGCGAAAUCGGACCGUCUAGAAACGGGACUUCGAGGUGCAGCGGAGAAAUCGCAAGUCAAUUCCACGGAGAUUCGGCGGCGGGAAGACCUGCUUCUCGCGCUUCGCUUCAAGGCGAAAGAGAUGGCAGCCGUGCUCACCUCCGCGCAAUCAGCCGCUAACAGGUCAGCCCUGCUGGGCCGGGACGGGCGACCAUUGGUGGCGGUGGAGACGGAGAGAACAGCCUCGCGGGACAACAAGGGGCUAGUGGCUCUGCAGCAAGAGAUCAUGCAAGAGCAAGACUCGGAGUUGGAGGAGCUGGAAUCGACAGUAGCGACCACCAAGCACAUUGCGCUCACCAUCAACGGCGAGCUGGACCUGCACCGUCAUCUGCUGGAUGACUUGGAUGACAACAUACAGUCAACAAACGCUCGUGUACAGCUGGCCAAGAAAAAGAUGUCCAUAUUCAUGCGCCGUUCCGACAACACAUGCAACAUGCUUCUCGUCAUGCUUGUAGCUGCAGGUCUGGUAUUCGUCGCACUUGUAGUGUAUUCGAUUCUCAAGAUUGUUUUGUGA